AUGGACAACCACAUCACCUACCGUCCCCGAAACUUCUCCCCCGGAAAAGCAGUUCUAUCGGACGGCUCCAUUCACGAGUUCGACAAGCCAUUGACUGUUGCUGAGCUCAUGAUGGAGCAUCCACAACAAUUAGUGGUCGAACAAAAUGCUCUCGAUUUGAAGAAGGUUUACGUAAUGCUACCGGUCAAGCGAGGGAAACCAGUGCCGUUACCAGCAGAACAAGCGCACCGAAUCCUAUUGAAUGUUGCGAGGAAUAGGACAAGGUUUCUGUUAUCGACGUCGAGGUUCUUUCCAUCGUUUGCUUGA
Tripterygium wilfordii is the source of this 306-nucleotide messenger RNA. RefSeq lists its product as uncharacterized. The coding region runs from base 1 to 306 and encodes 101 amino acids. NCBI's taxonomy places the organism in Eukaryota, Viridiplantae, Streptophyta, Magnoliopsida, Celastrales, Celastraceae. The record is from RefSeq and is a predicted model, not a curated record. The transcript has 2 exons.